CUUUGUCAGACUUUGGCGAACAGUAUGACUAAAGUUAUAUACAUCAAAGAAACACUAGACGGAAAUAGUGUCAAGCCAAAGUCUUUCAAUUUAUCUGUCAAACGCAACAACUAUUGUCUCUCCCAAGAAUAUCUCACUCGCAAAAGUAAACGCACGCUCGCUCCGAAAAAUUGAUAGUCAAAAAGCUAUCGCGGAAUGCACACAGCACGCGCGCGACGUGUGCCCUUCUUCGCGCAAAACAGCAGCAGCAGCGAAGGGAGGACACAAGCACUCGCCACGACGUUUUCCCCGAAUAUCGAUCUGUGUAAUAUUGUGCGCUGCUUGAGGGGGCCGCGACGGCGCCGCAUCGGUGUGCUCAACAGUUGACGUCGCGCCACCGUCGAGUGUACACUGUAUAGUUCCGCCCGCAGUGCGUAUAUAUCGCAAACGCGCGCGCGUGCGUGAGUGAAUGUUUAAGGUUAGAUUUUCAGCUGAAAAAGUCAUAGUGUUGGUUGACAGCAGCGCAACUCUCGUGACGCGCGAUAAGGAUGUGUAGCUGGUACACCAAGUGUGGUGGUGGCAGACGAAGGCCUUGAAAAAAAAAGCCAAGCACUGCGACUCUCCUCUCCGUCGCGGAAGCCCUCGCGAUGCAGUAACGCGAGAACUUGUUGCGCAAUAGUUUGCUUCGUCUUAUGGACGAUGAGGGAACAGCACUAGCGGAAUAAAAAGCGCGAUGGAUUUCGCGGAGAGCAAGUACGCCAGAUGGCUAAGCGCAUUGAGGGCGCGCGCUGACGCGUACAUUUAUUCGCACACACGGACAGGACGAGCAGCCGAGAAUGGUGGUUCGUCGGUAGAGCAAGCGAACAGUCAAGACGAGAGGGUCGUAUUCAUUAACGCCCCACAUCAGCCAGCAACGUACCGUAACAACCACAUAUCCACAGCCAAGUAUUCUAUCUUGUCGUUCAUACCGUCCUUCCUGUUCGAGCAAUUCCGACGCUACAGCAAUUGCUUCUUCCUCUUCAUCGCUCUUAUGCAGCAAAUACCAGAUGUAUCGCCGACGGGUCGGUAUACAACCCUCGUACCGCUCAUAUUCAUCCUCAGUGUGUCGGCGCUCAAAGAGAUUGUCGAGGACAUCAAAAGGCAUCGUGCCGAUGAUGAGAUAAACAAGCGGCAAGUGGAAGUUCUGCGCGAGGGCCGUUGGGAAUGGAUUCAGUGGCGUAACGUUGCGGUCGGCGAUGUCGUUAAAGUGCACAACAACAAUUUCUUCCCGGCUGAUUUGAUAUUGCUGUCGUCGUCGGAACCGCAAUCCAUGUCAUUCAUCGAGACUGCCAAUCUCGACGGUGAGACUAAUUUGAAAAUCAGACAAGCUCUGCCGGAAACAGCUGUGUUUUUGGAUACCGCGGAAUUGAUGAAUUUGAGGGCAAAUAUACAGUGCGAGGCCCCGAACAGGCAUCUUUACGAGUUUAAUGGGAUUUUGAGAGAAACUAAUAAGCCGAGUGUUGCUUUAGGACCCGAUCAGUUACUUCUUCGCGGUGCGAUGUUACGCAAUACUCGGUGGAUUUUCGGUGUGGUCGUUUAUACUGGCCACGACACAAAACUCAUGCAGAAUAAUACCCAUACCGCACCGCUUAAACGUUCAACGUUGGAUCGUCUUAUCAAUACUCAGAUACUCAUGUUGUUCUUUAUUCUACUGCUGCUGUGCCUUUUGUCCGCUAUCUUCAAUGUUCUCUGGACUAAUGCCAAUGAUAAUGGACUUUGGUAUCUUGGUCUUACCGAGGCUAAAUCGAAAAAUUUCGCCUUCAAUCUAUUGACAUUCAUUAUCUUGUUCAACAAUUUGAUCCCGAUAUCGCUCCAAGUGACACUGGAAGUCGUGCGUUAUAUACAGGCGACUUUUAUUAAUAUGGAUAUUGAAAUGUAUCAUUCGGAAUCUGACACACCUGCCAUGGCACGCACGAGUAAUCUUAAUGAAGAACUUGGUUUGGUUAGUUAUGUAUUUUCUGAUAAAACAGGUACUCUCACGAAAAAUGUUAUGGAGUUUAAAAGAUGUUCUAUUGCUGGUAAAACUUAUGACUUACCUUCACCCACUUCAGCUAACGGCGAUGCAACAUCAAUCGACUGCGAGUUAAUUCAAGAUAUUUUGCAAGGUCGCUUAAAGAAUCCCGACCAGAGUUCAAGUACAAAGAAGAUCAAGCACGCAAGUAUUUUACACGAGUUCAUGGUUAUGCUAUCAGUAUGUCACACUGUCAUUCCGGAGAAAGUCGACGACAACAUAAUCUAUCAUGCAGCGUCACCUGACGAGCGAGCACUCGUAGAUGGUGCCAAAGCUUUUGGAUAUGUUUUCGAUACCCGAACGCCAAAUUCUGUUGAGAUAUCUGCUCUUGGCGAGAGAGAAAAAUAUGAGGUACUGCAUGUAAUUGAGUUCACAUCCACGAGGAAAAGAAUGUCAGUGAUAGUGAGAACCCCAUCUGGACAGAUUAAGAUUUAUUGCAAAGGUGCAGAUACCAUGAUUUAUGAGAGACUUAUCACCAGAACGUCCGAGGAAGAUGCCCAGUCUAGGAGGUCACCUGAUAUUGAAGAUUAUAGGGAGACCACUUUGCAGCAUCUUGAAUUGUUCGCAUCGGAAGGCUUAAGGACACUGUGUUUCGCUACUGCAGAGAUUCCGGAAAAUCGAUACAACUGGUGGAAAGAUAUUUGGCACAAAGCAACGAACACCGUAUCAAAUCGCGAUGAGAAAUGCGAAGAAGCUGCAAAUUUGAUCGAGACGCAAUUGACAUUGUUGGGUGCAACUGCUAUCGAGGAUCAGUUACAAGAUCAAGUACCAGAGACGAUUGAAGCCCUCAUUCAAGCGGAUAUUAACGUUUGGGUUUUGACUGGCGACAAACAGGAGACUGCCAUUAACAUUGGCUACUCCUGUAGACUGAUUACUCAUUCUAUGCCUUUAAUUAUUAUCAAUGAAAGUUCCUUAGAUAAAACGAGAGAAGUAAUAAUCCAGCACUGCUUGGAUUUUGGACAGGAUCUUAGGUGUCAAAAUGAAGUUGGCUUAGUUCUCGAUGGACAUAGCUUAAAAUAUGCAUUGUCGUGUGAUUUGAGAAGAGACUUCUUAGAUUUAUGCACUUCCUGUAAAGUGGUCAUUUGCUGUAGGGUUUCCCCUAUGCAAAAAGCUGAAGUAGUUGAUUUGGUAACGAGUAAUACAAAAGCUGUGACGUUGGCCAUUGGUGACGGUGCAAAUGACGUUGCUAUGAUUCAAAAAGCGCACAUUGGUGUUGGCAUUUCCGGGGUAGAAGGUCUGCAAGCAGCCUGUGCCUCCGAUUACUCAAUAGCUCAGUUUCGAUUUCUGAAGCGAUUACUAUUCGUACACGGUUCGUGGAACUACAGCAGGAUGUGCAAGUUGAUUUUAUAUUCGUUUUAUAAGAAUAUCUGCCUGUACGUCAUUGAGCUGUGGUUUGCUAUUUAUUCCGGCUGGUCCGGACAGAUUCUUUUUGAGAGGUGGUCUAUUGGUUUAUACAAUGUUGUAUUUACGGCAGCUCCACCAUUAGCCAUAGGUUUAUUUGAUAAGGUGUGUUCAGCGGAAACGCAUUUAGCUCAUCCAAGUUUAUAUGCUGCAAAAAGCGCUACUGAAUCUACGUUUAGUAUUAAGGUAUUCUGGGUAUGGAUAUUCAACGCAUUACUUCACUCAGCAUUACUCUACUGGCUCUCCCUACUGGCGGUUGAGAAAGAUGUCAUUUGGUACAACGGCCGUGAUGGUGGCUACCUCGUUUUAGGGAAUAUUGUUUAUACUUAUGUAGUUGUGACUGUAUGCGCAAAGGCUGGUCUGAUAACGAACUCAUGGAAUUGGGUGACACACUUAGCUAUCUGGGGAUCUAUUAUACUUUGGUUCCUAUUCGUUUUAAUUUAUAGCAACUUCUGGCCAAUUUUUAAUGUUGGAGCACCGAUGCUUGGGAACGAUAGAAUGCUAUUCUCGUCACCUGUAUUCUGGCUUGGACUCAUUCUCAUUCCACUUGCAGUGUUAAUGUUGGACGUCAUAGUUAAAGCUGUAAAAAAUACGAUAUGGAAAUCAGCAUCCGAGGCCGCAAGAGAACAAGAGAUUCGAAAGUCAGGUGACCCAGGUGAUAUAUUCCACACUCAAGACUAUAGGAGCUCAUCCGUGCAUGCCAUUGCCGACAUUGCGAGGUGUAUUGAUGCACGGACACCGUUAUUUUCAAGGGGGUUGCAUAUAUUGACGGAGACGGCGCGGCUAUUGAAAAACGUUAAAAGUGUAUUCACCAGGCGAUCGAACGCCGCAGCCAGGCUUAAUGUCGAGGUGGAGCUAUCACAUGGUUUCGCUUUCUCGCAAGAAGAAGGCGGUACGGUGUCGCAAGCGGACGUGAUACGGGCCUACAACACGAAUCUGCCGAAGCCAGUUGGGAUGUGAGGUGGAUACGCGAGCACUUCGUUGGCGGCAGUGUGAGCAGCAGCACCGUCGACAGCGAGGUCGCCAACUAGCGCCGGCGUCGCCGCAUCCAUGGCUAAUCUUCUCUACAUAUAUCGGAUUAUCUGUGUACAUAAGUGUUAUACGUGUUAUUGGUAGCUAGCUCGCCCUCAAACUAUAACUUGCUCGUGGUACGUGUGACGUUGCAACGUGUAUUAUUGACAAAUUGAAAGUAUCGUGUAAAUAUCCAAUCGACCAUUGCAUUUGAUGAUCAGUUCACUCUCCCUCGUUAGGUCGGUCUAGGAAAGUGUACGUGUAAUCGAUUGUUAUUGUAUACCUCCCUCGCGCUUCCCGCAUCCACCACGACAAGAGAAAACUCGUGUACAUAUAUAUAGCAUCGCGCAGCUUAUCAAAGAUCAGAUCUAGUCAGCUCUCAUCAAUAUUUAAGUUUUACACCGACUUCCCUUCUUUUGUAUUCAUCGAGCGCCUGUAUUUUUAGCUCGCUAUACCUAUUACAGGACGCUACACUUUGCCCGCUGGAAAGAGCAAUUGCUUGUUUGUCUUUUC
This is a messenger RNA of Phymastichus coffea, 4954 nucleotides long. It is a transcript of the gene ATP8A, whose product is annotated as probable phospholipid-transporting ATPase IA. Gene Ontology annotation, molecular function: ATP hydrolysis activity; ATP binding; magnesium ion binding. The transcript has 20 exons. The record is from RefSeq and is a predicted model, not a curated record. Gene Ontology annotation, cellular component: plasma membrane. The coding region runs from base 713 to 4390 and encodes 1225 amino acids. NCBI's taxonomy places the organism in Eukaryota, Metazoa, Arthropoda, Insecta, Hymenoptera, Eulophidae. Gene Ontology annotation, biological process: phospholipid translocation.